Messenger RNA from Gossypium arboreum, 1172 nucleotides. RefSeq lists its product as uncharacterized. Bases 210 to 863 code for a protein of 217 amino acids. The transcript is spliced from 3 exons. NCBI's taxonomy places the organism in Eukaryota, Viridiplantae, Streptophyta, Magnoliopsida, Malvales, Malvaceae. The record is from RefSeq and is a predicted model, not a curated record.
CGCUUAGCAUGCGAGAGGUACGGGGAUCGAUACCCCGCAUCUCCAUUUUUAAUAUUUUUUACAAUUAGAUCCAGAGAUUUCUGGGUUCAGAGGGAUUCAGCCCAUGAGGAUCAAAAACCCAUCCCUUCAAUCAAUCGUCGUCUCUUCUAAGCUAAGCUAAACCCUAGGCUGUACACAAAACAAACCUCUGUCUGGUGGUUCCUUUAACGAUGGCGCUUUUGACCUCCUCCCUAUUGCCUUCAUCUCUAAAUAUCAAGGUUAAGCAAUAUGAACACCAGCCUUGCUGUUCUCAGCUCCAUAAUUUUCAUCGACUCUCUCCAAAAUGUCACUUGAAAGUAACAAUGGCGCAGUUUUGGGAACCAAAUAAGAUGAAGGAACAACUCAAUACCAUCAAGGAGAGACUACGGGAGAACAGCCCCGACUCUGUAAAAGCAUUUCCUUGGAAAGAAGCUGAGAAUUUGCUGCUGGACAAACUACUUGUUGCGGGAAACAAGGCAUUGAAGUUGUCUAUUGUUACAGUUUUUGUAUCCAGCUGUCUGUCGGAUUUCAUAUAUGCUAUAUCUAGAAACCAAGAAUUGAUGAUACCCUUUGGUCUAAUUGUGGGAGUGUUGAUGUCUGAUUUCCUAAAACAGACAUCCCAAGAAGCAAUUCGAAGCUCCGAGGGGAAGGAAUUGGAAAUGAAAUGGCAGGUGUUAUGGAUGGGUGGGUUGUUUGUUGUUAUCAAGUUGGUGUGCACAUGGUUUGGAAUAGGAACAAGGGUGUUCCUUUUGCAUGUUGCGAAUGGUGGGUUGAUGCAAGUUCUGUGGCAAUGGAGAAGUUUGCUGGCAGAAAAUGGAUCCAUGGAAGAUGGAUCAACACCUUAAAUCAGCAGAAAGUUGACUUUAUUCGGGGGUGAUGUUGCUUGAUUAUAUCUCUGUAAACUCAUGUCACUCACACAUUAGCAGUUAAUUGAGCAAAGGAAUUAGUAGAUGAAAUCUGUUCACCUUGUUACGGAUUCAAAUAUUCUUAGUAUGCUGUAACGUAAAUGGGUAAGAAAUUGGUUAGCAGUGCCAUCUCAUACGUUUUUAAGCAUAUUUAUGAUAAAUUUUAUCAAACACAUUUCAGCUCUGCCAACGCCAUUUAUUCGUUUAUGUAUUGUUUGAGUCGUAUUUUAUUAAGUUUCAAGUUUCGUA